AUGUCUUGGUCCAGCGCCGAGACACUCACCGCAACAACGACCCAUGAGGAGGAUGUCACGACGACCGAGGAGGAAACUAUGGAGACCACUGUUGUUGUUCCAACAACGGCACUCGCCACCACCAUCAUCGUCGCGUCCGCUUCCAAGGAAGAAGGUAUCGUUGACGCUGCUCCACCUUUAUCACGCGUAGAAUUGCCAGCCGCCCCCGACGUCAACCCGGCUAUGAAGGAGCUAGCCCUAGCUCCGAAACCAUCGCCUACAUCACCACCAGUCAUCACCGUCCCAACCGUACCAUCAAUCGUACCACCAUCGGAAGAGCAGCCGCCAGAGAUAGUUAGAAAGGAGGAACCGCUCCUUCUCCCACAUUCAACUUUGUUGUCCGUACUAUAA
Molecule: messenger RNA, 390 nt
Organism: Linum trigynum
Lineage: Eukaryota; Viridiplantae; Streptophyta; Magnoliopsida; Malpighiales; Linaceae
Source: the annotation of a GenBank genome assembly